AUGCCCAUACCUGAUCAAAUAAUCUGGAAAACUAUUGCUGAUCGAUAUAAUGAACGAUGGAAUUUGCCAAACUGUGUUGGUAGCAUAGAUGGCAAGCAUAUACGAAUUAAGGCACCAGCAAAUUCAGGAUCGUCAUUUUUCAAUUACAAAGGGUACUUCUCAAUUGUUUUAAUGGCUACAGCAGACGCCGAUGGAAAGUUUAUCACUAUUGAUGUAGGAGAAUAUGGUCGGGACAGUGACGGAAGAGUUUUUAAAGAAUCUGCAUUUGGACAAUUAUUUAAAAAAAAACUCAAUCUACCUGAAAAUUCAUGUUUGCCACACGAAGAAAACGAUCCAGCAUUUCCCUAUUACUUCGUUGCAGACGAGGCAUUUCCACUACUCGACAACGUUAUGAUCCUACCAAGACGUUCACUGACAAAUAGAAAACGAAUUUUUAAUUACAGAUUAUCAAGAGGUCGUAAGUCAGUGGAGUGUGCUUUUGGAAUGAUGGCAUCUAAAUUUAAAAUAUUGGAAAGACCCAUCAAUUUUAAAACCGAAAAAAUUGAAAUUGUGGUAAAAGCUAUAUGCGUUUGGUAUAACUUUAUUCGCGUGCAUGAUGGUACAUAUUCAAUUCCACAAGAAAUUCAGCAAAAUAAUGUUGACAUAUUAUAUGAAGAUAUUGAGGAAAAUGUAGAAAACAAUAGAACGAGACCUUCUUACUCAUCGAUGGAAAUAAGGGAAAGACUUUGCCAGUAUUUUGUGAAACCAUACGCAGCAUUACCUUGGCAAAAUAAGUAUAUAAUUUAA
This is a messenger RNA of Rhopalosiphum padi (bird cherry-oat aphid), 786 nucleotides long. RefSeq lists its product as uncharacterized. The record is from RefSeq and is a predicted model, not a curated record. Lineage: Eukaryota; Metazoa; Arthropoda; Insecta; Hemiptera; Aphididae.